Molecule: messenger RNA, 3037 nt
Organism: Phymastichus coffea
Lineage: Eukaryota; Metazoa; Arthropoda; Insecta; Hymenoptera; Eulophidae
Gene: Hrs
Product: hepatocyte growth factor-regulated tyrosine kinase substrate
Exons: 12
Coding region: 94-2781 (895 amino acids)
Molecular function (GO): metal ion binding; phosphatidylinositol binding; ubiquitin binding
Source: RefSeq, a predicted model, not a curated record
GACGUGGGCUAGUGAAUCAUUCGGAGACAGCAGCGAAUCGUAAUUUCUUAAAAAUUUAUUGUUUUGCAUUCGAUCAAGUUACCUUUCACAAAAAUGCCUUUAAUCGGCUUAAGCAGUAAUUUUAAUAAGUUGCUCGAAAAAGCAACGAGCAACUUGAUGCUUGACCCUGACUGGCCAACAAUUCUGAGUAUUUGUGAUUUAAUUAGACAAGGAGAUGUUUCACCAAAAAAUGCUCUUGCUGCUAUAAACAAAAAGAUAACUUCUGAAAAUCCACAUACAGCUAGUUUUGGAUUAUUGGUUUUAGAAUCUUGUGUGAAAAAUUGUGGUACUCUGAUUCAGAAUGAAGUCUGCACAAAGCAGUAUAUGGAACAGCUGAAAGAGAUAGCUAAAACAACACAGCACUUAGAACCUGUAAGGAAUAAAAUAUUAGAGUUAAUUCAAGCUUGGGCCUAUGCUUUCAGAGAAAAUCCAAAGUACAGAGCUGUUCAUGAUACAAUGAGAAUAAUGAAAGCUGAAAAUUUUAUGUUCCCUGACUUGCAAUACAGUGAUGCUAUGUUUUCUGCUGACAUAGCUCCUGAAUGGGUGGAUGGUGAUAAAUGUCACCGUUGUAGGGAGAAUUUUACUACAUUCCUUCGUAAGCAUCAUUGCAGAGCUUGUGGACAAGUGUUUUGCAAUCAAUGUGCUGGUAAAUUUUCCGUAUUACCCAAGUAUGGCAUUGAAAAGGAAGUUCGUGUGUGCAUUACUUGCUAUGAUCAAGUUAACAAGCCUAUUGUAACAACAACUCCGAAGGACACAGACCUUCCAAUUGAAUAUCUUACUAGUUCGCUAGCUCAACAACAACAGGUGAAUGUUCCACCAAGAAAAACUGAUGAAGAACUGAGAGAGGAAGAAGAAUUACAAAUUGCCUUGGCAUUGAGUCAAAGCGAAGCUGAACAUAAAGAAAAAGAAAAGAAGCGUGUUACUAGCGCUAUUACGUCUAAUUCAACUGCUUUUGCAAAAGUCAACUAUUCACCUCCACCUUCUCCAAGUCCAAGUCCUAAAAUCCAAGAAGAAGAAGAAGAAGAAUAUGAUCCAGAUUUAGCUAAGUAUUUAGAUCGUCAAUAUUGGGAACAACGCCAAUCAGCUUUAGAAGAACAAACCUCAAGGCUAAAUGUCACCAGUCCAUCAGCUCCAAACAUCAGUAGCCCAAUGCCGCAGAAAGUCAUUGCUAUCAAGCAACAGAAUGGCGAGAUUGAUCCUGAGAUGAAGAAUUUUGUAGAUGCUCUGAGAUCACAAGUUGAGAUUUUUGUCAAUAGGAUGAAGAGUGAUUCGUCGAGAGGACGUUCCAUUGCCAAUGACAGCUCUGUUCAAACUUUAUUUAUGAAUAUUACUGCUUUGCAUUCAAAACUGUUACGUUAUAUUCAAGACCAAGAAGACAAGAGAGUCUAUUAUGAAGGAUUGCAAGACAAGCUAACCCAAAUCAAAGACGCUAGAUGUGCCUUAGAUGCUUUACGCGAAGAGCAUCGCUUAACUUUGCUACAGGAAAAGCAGGAAGCUGACAGAAAGAAGCAGCUUCAAAUGGCUCAGAAAUUAGAAAUCAUGCGAAAGGAAAAACGAGAAUAUCUGCAGUAUCAACGUGAACUGGCGCUUAGCAGAAUUCAGGAACAGGAAAGAGAAAUGCAAAUGCGACAGGAGCAACAAAAACAACAAUAUAAAAUGUCUGGAUAUUCGUCAGUUGACUUCAUGGGUCCGUCAACUCAAGGCUCACCAGUCCGGCAAGUACAAUAUUCCAAUUCCGAAGCAAUUUAUAGCUCUUUGCCUGCAGCGAAUCCUGCAACUGCGUAUGCCUAUCCACCUGCUACUGGUACAUAUCAAGUGCCAGCCAAUUAUAUGAUUCAGCAUCCACAUCAACCACAAUCGAUCGAUCCAGCAGCUAUACCUGAAUCUAAACCACCUGCGGAAGAGAGCCAGAAUAAACAGAAUCACGAGAGUCUUGGUCGCGUAACUGUAUCUGGACCGGGAUUAGUAAGCAAAAUACAAAUACCUGUCAUGGGAGGUCCUCCAUCACAAUCACCUUUACAAGGUCUACCCACAACAACGUACAUUCCUACAACUGGUCAACCAGUGACACACAUUCCUACGAAUGGCAUGGCUGUGACAGGUCAUAUGAUGCCACCAGCACCAGGUCAAAUUCCACCGCAAAUGAUGCCCAGUAGUCAACAAAUGAUACAGGCACAACAACGCCAACAAAUGAUGCAGGCUGCACUAGCUAGACAAAUGGCUAUGGCUGGACAGAUACCUGGACAACCUCCUCAUUCUAUUGGUGCUAAUAUGCCUAUGCCAGGUCACGGUCCGAUUGUAAUGCCAUCGAGCAAUGGCCCGAUGCAAGCACCAAUUCAACAAAUGCAAGGUUCACCACAACAGGUCGUUAGUCCACAACCACAGAUACCAAGUCAACAACAACAAAUGCCAGGACCACCGCAACAAUUACCCAACCAAUCACAACAAAUACCAGGAAUAGCAGGAGCACACAUGGCAGCGAUGUCUGGAGUUCGAAUACCUCUCACUCAACAAGCUCAGAUGUAUCAUCAACAAAUGCAACAACAUCAACAACAAAUAGCCCAACAGCAGCCAAGUCAACAGCCUCCGCAACAACCGCAGAUGCAACAACUACCCGUUCAGCAACAACUACCGCAACAACAGCAGGAGCCAGAACCUCAACCACAAGAACCGAUGUCAACUUUAAAGCAAGAAGAAGAGAGAAAGUCUCCGGAAGUUGCUGAAUUAAUUACUUUUGAUUAAGAUUCUUCUAUUUUUUUCAACGAAAAUUUGUUUUGUUUUUAUUCGAAAUUUACGCAUAGACUGCGUUAGUAUAUUGUAUUUCUGUUGAAGUUAAGAUACAAUGGAUAUUAGAUAUUUAAACUUUAUAAUUAUUUUAUAUUGUAUGAUCAAUCAUUUAACGGAGAUGAUUGUUAAAGAAGCUAUUUGAAACAUUGCUUAUUGUAAAAUUCUCAAUGUAUGUUUUAUUAAUUAUUCCUGUAAAAUAAAAGCGCAAUAU